Molecule: messenger RNA, 2236 nt
Organism: Nicotiana attenuata
Lineage: Eukaryota; Viridiplantae; Streptophyta; Magnoliopsida; Solanales; Solanaceae
Product: ATP sulfurylase 1, chloroplastic-like
Exons: 5
Coding region: 385-1785 (466 amino acids)
Biological process (GO): sulfate assimilation
Molecular function (GO): adenylylsulfate kinase activity; sulfate adenylyltransferase (ATP) activity
Source: RefSeq, a predicted model, not a curated record
UAUUUUUUUUUUCUACAUUUUUUAGCGAAAAGUUGUUCAGAAAAUUUUUUUUAACAAAAAAGUGACCCCAUGGUGCAACAACAACAACUAAUACUCAAUCCAAUAUUUAAUUUCAUGGUGCAAAACAGUAAAAAGAUUUUUGGAAAAAUAUUAUAAAUAUCCAAACUUUUGUUUUUAAAAAAAAGUUGUCCAAAGUAUAGAAUCUUUGUCUUUCGACUUUGCUGACAUAUAUCAGUCAAAAGGAAAUCAAAUAUUUUAAUUUCCAUAAAAAUACCCAAAAAAAUAUUUAAUCACCCUAUAAAAACCACACCAACUUUUAUUAUGUCCAAAGAGAGAAAAUAGAGAAAAAAGAAGAAGAAAGAAUUACUCUCUGCAACUCCAUUAAUGGCGACCAUAAGCUCUCUUUUUCUCAAAACUCCAACCCCAACUCAACCUUUACCUAAAACCCACAAAACCCAUUUCUCCACACCUCUCAAUCUUCCUCUCUCAUCCCGCAAAUUCAGGCCCGGACAACAAGCCCGGGCCCGAAUUCGCUGCGGGUUGAUAGAACCAGACGGCGGGAAACUAGUGAAUCUCAUCGUCGAAGAAUCCCAAAAAGCCCAAAUAACUAAUCGGGCUUUAUCAUUGGCCCAAAUCAAGCUCUCAAAAAUCGAUAUUCAAUGGGUUCAUGUGUUAAGUGAAGGUUGGGCCAGCCCAUUAAAAGGAUUUAUGAGAGAAUCCGAGUUCCUCCAAACUCUUCAUUUUAAUUCGACCCGACUUGAAAACGGGUCGGUUGUUAACAUGUCGGUUCCAAUUGUGUUAGCUAUUGAUGAUUUUCAGAAAGAUCAAAUUGGUGGGUCCAGUAGUGUGACCCUUGUUGAUGACAAAAAUAAACCCAUUGCUAUAUUAAACGAUAUCGAGAUUUACAAGCAUAACAAAGAAGAACGGAUAGCACGAACAUGGGGAACUACUGCCCCGGGACUUCCUUAUGCAGAGGAAGCUAUAACUCACGCUGGAAACUGGCUAAUUGGUGGCGAUUUGGAAGUUAUAGAACCGAUCAAGUACAAUGAUGGUCUUGACAGGUUCCGGCUUUCACCUGCUGAACUUCGUGAUGAAUUUACAAGGCGUAAUGCAGAUGCAGUUUUUGCUUUUCAACUGAGAAAUCCUGUGCAUAAUGGCCAUGCAUUAUUGAUGACUGAUACACGUCGACGACUUCUUGAAAUGGGAUAUAAGAAUCCUGUCCUUUUGCUUCAUCCUCUUGGAGGUUUUACAAAGGCAGAUGAUGUUCCUCUUCAUUGGAGAAUGAAGCAACAUGAGAAGGUACUUGAAGAUGGGGUUCUUGAUCCAGAGACAACUGUUGUUUCUAUAUUCCCAUCUCCUAUGCACUACGCUGGUCCAACCGAGGUGCAAUGGCACGCAAAGGCUCGGAUCAAUGCAGGUGCUAACUUCUAUAUCGUGGGACGAGAUCCAGCUGGUAUGGGUCAUCCAUUAGAGAAGAGAGAUCUGUAUGACGCAGAUCAUGGCAAGAAGGUGCUCAGUAUGGCCCCGGGACUAGAACGGCUGAAUAUCUUGCCUUUCAGGGUGGCUGCGUAUGACAAGACUCAGAAUAAAAUGGCUUUCUUUGAUCCCUCUAGGCCUCAUGAUUUUAUCUUCAUUUCAGGCACCAAGAUGCGAGCGCUUGCAAAGAACAAGGAGAGUCCUCCAGAUGGAUUUAUGUGCCCAGGUGGUUGGAAGGUUUUGGUGGAAUACUAUGAUAGUUUAGCUUCAGCUGAAAAUGGCAGAAUUCCUGAAGCAUUGGCUGUUUGAAUGUUUCAUUUAUUUAGAAAGUGAAUUACUCUCUUUAUAUGGUGUCUGAACAUUAGUUCAACAUUACUCUUCAAAUUACCAAUAAUUAAUAGUGAGACAAGUUAUAGGUUAUAGGGUGAUGAAAAAGUGUUUCCAUCUUGUAAAUUAUAGUGCUAAAUUUAUGCACAUAUUUGUGUGCACCUAUAUUAUAGGUAAUGCAACAACAAUAACUACCCAGUAAAAUUUCAUACAGUGGGGUCUGGGGAGGGUAAUGUGUACGCAGACCUUACCCCUACCCCGUUAGGGCAGAGAGGCUGUUUCCGAUAGAUUUGAUGAAAAUGAGUUUCAACUUUUCCGGUGGAAUGGGACUAUGUAGCAUAGAGGUUAGAGAAUUGUUUUUCAUUCUUCUAAUAGGGUAAAGCAAACUUAAGCCUCAUUUAUUUUCACUUAAUGGAGGUUUGAUUCUGAAUCA